Molecule: messenger RNA, 2002 nt
Organism: Cottoperca gobio
Lineage: Eukaryota; Metazoa; Chordata; Actinopteri; Perciformes; Bovichtidae
Exons: 7
Coding region: 168-1115 (315 amino acids)
Source: RefSeq, a predicted model, not a curated record
UCAGAGAGAAUAAAAACUAAUAUCACACAUCAUCUCAACAGCCAACAGAGGAGAGAUGAAGUGAGGAAGAGGAAGUGACCACAGGAAGUAGAUGCUGUAUUCAUGUUUCAGAAGCAGCAGGUUCGACACUUUGACAGUUGAGAGCGAGAGACCAAGAGAGAAGCACGAUGGCUGAAUUCAGAAGGAUCAUAAUGUCUUCAUUUCUGAUGCUGCUGCUGCUGUUUACAGCAGCAUCUGGUGAUGAUUCCUACAUCGUUGUCAGAGUUGGAGAUGAUGUCACUUUGUCUUCUGAAGAUGUGAUACAUGAUGAGAAGUGUUACAGUACUACCUGGUACAUAAGUUCUUCAGAGAACACAGUGAAGCUGUUUGAACACGGGGAGAUUCACAAAGAAGCCGGAGCUAAAUCUGACAGACUGAGUGUUACAGAGAAAUGUUCUCUGGUUAUAAAGAAGGUCACAGUUCAGGAUGUUGGUUAUUACACCUGCAGACAGUUCAUAUCAAGACAACAACAUGGUGGAGCUGAUCUGUAUGAUCUGUCUGUUGUUACCUCGACUGAACAUCACGACAAUGAUCAGGUGACAUUACUCUGCUCUGUGUCGACAUCUGACCGGUGUAUACACAGAGUGGAGUGGCUGUAUGAGGGUGAUGAGAAUGAUGUCAUGAUGACAUCACAGAGUACCUGUUCAGCCGAGGUCACAUUUCCAACAGCUCGGAGUUAUUGUGAGUUAUUGAAAUGUGCAGUGACAGAUCGUUACAAUAAGAAAGAGCAUCUGUUCACCUUCAGCCCUCCUCAGUCCUCAGGUGAGAAACCAGGUGAUGAUGCAACAACUACAACAUCACCAACAACAACAUCACCAACAUCACCAACAUCAGGAGGGACGAAGGAAACUGCAUCUGAAGACAACAAUAAUCCAACAGAACAAGUCUGGUGGAGGUCCAUCAUCGUGUGUGUGGGUUUAGCAGCACUCAUCAUCAGUGUGGUUACAGUCAACAUAUGGACCAGAACUAAAGGGAACGAAACACAGAUGAGAGAAAACCUGGAGCAAAACGAUGAAGAUGAAGAUGAAGAUCAGGUGAACUAUGAGAACGUUGGAGACACUUCUACCUCUGUGUGACUCCACUGAUCAACAUCAUCAUCUCACCACAGAGUCCACUGCUGUUAAACAUCCUCUCAUCACAUGUAUCAUCAGAAAACAGUGGAAUCAUAAGAUCAUUUGAACAUUUCUGAAGACUGAACAUGUGAGUCAGUUCAGAACUUUAACUUCUUAACUUCAUCCAACAGGAAAGAUAACUCUUUAUAUUCAUUAGUGGUUUUUAAUUAGGCUCUCACAUUCUCAUACAUGUUUAUACUACUGCCUGUACUGAAGAUAUCUGAUCUAUAGUCUACUCACAUUAUUCAUAUCAUACCUCCAGCUGUGUGUUCUGUAUAUGAUGUCUUAUUAUUAGCAUGACUUGUACUCACACCUGCAGUACAUGUUGUACACUUAUACCUGCACUGCCUGCUGUAACUGCUGCACAUGUUCCUGCUGUAUAUAUCUGAUCUAUAGUCUACACACAGUUUCAUACCUCCAGCUGUGUGUUCUGUAUAUGGACGCUUCAUUUAAAAAAAGAAAAACUAUAUCUUAAAUCCAUAAAUCCAAGGAAUAUCAAUCACACUAGUGUUGGUUUAUUAUUUGUAAUAAUGGCUUUUAUCUGUUUUUGCAAAUGACCUCUUCAUAUAAUGUCUUACUAUGGACACGACUUGUACUUGACUUGUAAUCUUGACUUUCAAAAAGAAGCUGAGUUUAAGAUGUUCUGCUUCUUUUAGAAGCUGCAGCAGAUUUACCUUAUUGUUGUCACUCAGUGUACAGAGGAAGUGACUUUGACUUUAGUUUAAACAUCUUGGACUACAGUAUGUUUGUCUUCAAUGAGCUUUGAGUCUUCAUGGAAUCUGUAUAAAUCUUUUUUAUGGCUGAUAAUAUAAAAUGCAAAUAAAAAAAGUGCUUUUAUUCAGUUUUGCAAA